This is a messenger RNA of Penicillium longicatenatum, 1881 nucleotides long. RefSeq lists its product as uncharacterized. The record is from RefSeq and is a predicted model, not a curated record. The coding region runs from base 1 to 1881 and encodes 626 amino acids. Gene Ontology annotation, molecular function: RNA polymerase I general transcription initiation factor activity; rDNA binding. NCBI's taxonomy places the organism in Eukaryota, Fungi, Ascomycota, Eurotiomycetes, Eurotiales, Aspergillaceae. Gene Ontology annotation, biological process: nucleolar large rRNA transcription by RNA polymerase I; transcription initiation at RNA polymerase I promoter. Gene Ontology annotation, cellular component: RNA polymerase I upstream activating factor complex. The transcript has a single exon.
AUGAGCAGUGUCUCUUCCUUCGAACCCGACAACUCCGACGACUCUGAUUUCUCCAUCGAGUCCAAUCGCGGGCGGCAGCAGCGGCGCUCUACUUCCCGGUUAGAAUCCCUUGAUCUUAGAUUUCCACAUUCAGAAGAGCGCAAUCUCUCACAAGAUCAUGCGAGCUAUGAAACUGAGCCGGAAGGGGGGACCGAAGAUGAACCAAAAUCCUCCCAAAACCGGUGGGAACAACGCGAUGCACUUCUCGCCGAUUUGAAGCAGAAUUCCUUAGCUCAAUAUGUCACACUUUUAAAGCAAACAGAGAGCGAUAUCCCAGCGACCAAAUUGAUCGAAGAUGACAACACAUAUACGAUUACUCAAAAUGGUUCGGUGGUCUGGACCUCGGCAGAAAAGACACUACUCUUUAGACUGCUCGACAAGAAUGGCAAGGCUGGGAUCCAACAGAUCGCCUCUAUGCUUGGGAGCAAAUCAGAAUUGGAGGUGGUGGAUUAUCUCGAAUUAAUUCACCGUGGAUUGGAACGCCUUAAAGAGAAAAGAUCCCCAGACACCAUAGUUUUGGGUGACGUCCCCGCUGCCGUGGAAGUCAGCAAGGAAUGCUGUGCUGAGCUCGAUAAAUAUGCGCGAGCACUGGUCAUGAGAGAGGAUCUCGAUCUGGAGCUAGCGCAUCGAGCAACUUAUGAUGCGAAUGCGCUCAUUGCCCACGACCAGGCCUGGAAACUUGUUGCAGAAGAGGUCAAUCCUCCUUUGCGUGGCCGUAUUGAUCUCGCUGCAAAUGUGUUGCACGUUCCAGGCUGGGUCAAUCUCUCUACAAUGUUCUUCAUGAAUUUCGGCGGGUCAAGAUCGGAGGAUUGUUGGAGUAACAUCGUUCAAUCAAAAAGCGAGUCUCCCUCUCUGCACGGUGAAGCUCUCAUGGAUUUCUAUGCUUUGACAAUGAGCAUCACGCGCCGCUUGGUUCAGUCCGCAAUCUUCUUUGCUAUGACACGGCUACAUGGUCUGCGCGCAAUGGGCAGAGAACGAGGAAAAUUCGUUCGAACGAGAGAUGUGAGAGCUGCCCUUGACGUGCUGAACAUGAAACACGGUCGAGCUGGCUUCUUUGUCGAUGUCGCGCGUCGAAACUGUCUGGCCAUCACUGACAAAGUGGAUGGCGAGGAGCAGCCUCGUGUUAUCAGCUACGACAAGGCCCAUGAAAUUCUCCAGACAGAAGAAAACUCCGAAUCCGAAUCCGAAUCUGAUCAAGACGACAUCUCAAGUGAACUGGAACGGGACGACGGUCAAUCUGAAUCGGAUUCUGUGUUGUCGGAAUUCACUUCAGACUCGUCUUCAUUGCCCAGGACCGAAUCUUACGAAAUACCUCUGGACCCCGAAGAAGAAGAUGCCAAUCUUCUCGAUCUCGAAAUAAGUCGCCGCGAAGAAACCAAAUUAUGGCGUUUACUAGAACAGCCCGUGCCAUCUCGACUCAGAGUUCAACUCAUCCCAGAAAAUAAAAAUGAAAAAGACAUACUCGUCCAUAGACCUCCAAGGGAGUGUACGUCACCAGAAGACUACAACCCGACAGACCGCGACUGGCGCGACCGAACUCUCUACUGCAGUGAUUGGGAAGUGUAUGCGGAUGGUACUCAGGAGCUCGAGGACGACUUGAAUGAGAACCGACGGAAAAGAUGCUGGACUAUGUAUGAGGAAAAAACAUCAGAAGAAGUGGAAAGCCCAAGAAAAAAGACCGCCCCCGAUGUCAUCACUAUUGACGAUUCGGCCAAGGAAGAUGCUGGAGUCGGCACAGUGGUUGAUGAAAGUCUGGACGAAAUGAGUGAGGACCGUAUGGAUGUGGAUGAACGCAGUCAUAUUCCAAGUGUUGUGAAACCACGCUAUGGAAGUGCAGAAUAA